AUGAACCCUCCUUCUACAAAGGUCUCCUGGGCCGCCGUGACGCUGCUGCUGUUGCUGCUGCUGCUGCCACCGCCCUCACUUCUGUCGCCCGGGGCAGCCGCGCAGCCCCUGCCCGACUGCUGCCGCCAGAAGACGUGCUCCUGCCGACUCUACGAGCUGCUGCACGGCACCGGCAAUCAUGCAGCUGGCAUCCUCACCCUGGGCAAGCGGCGACCAGGUCCUCCCGGCCUCCAGGGCCGGCUGCAGCGCCUCUUGCAAGCCAGCGGUAACCAUGCGGCCGGCAUUUUGACCAUGGGUCGCCGCGCAGGCGCAGAGCCAGCGCCACGACCCUGCUCCGGGCACCUUUGCCAGUCUGCAGCUACCUCGACUGUCGCGCCGUGGGGACGGUCCGGGGUCUGAGCCCUUGCUUGGGCCCUGUCCUGGCCCUGCCCUCGCCCCUCUGCUUGCCAGAUGUCAGCCCCGAGAAAAAAAGUUCAAUAAA
Messenger RNA from Pteropus alecto (black flying fox), 481 nucleotides. It is a transcript of the gene HCRT, whose product is annotated as hypocretin neuropeptide precursor. The record is from RefSeq and is a predicted model, not a curated record. Lineage: Eukaryota; Metazoa; Chordata; Mammalia; Chiroptera; Pteropodidae. Bases 1 to 399 code for a protein of 132 amino acids. The transcript is spliced from 2 exons. Gene Ontology annotation, biological process: neuropeptide signaling pathway; feeding behavior.